Messenger RNA from Carassius auratus (goldfish), 5220 nucleotides. RefSeq names its product calcium-activated potassium channel subunit alpha-1-like. NCBI's taxonomy places the organism in Eukaryota, Metazoa, Chordata, Actinopteri, Cypriniformes, Cyprinidae. Bases 960 to 4670 code for a protein of 1236 amino acids. Gene Ontology annotation, molecular function: large conductance calcium-activated potassium channel activity. Gene Ontology annotation, biological process: potassium ion transmembrane transport. The record is from RefSeq and is a predicted model, not a curated record. Gene Ontology annotation, cellular component: postsynaptic membrane. The transcript has 30 exons.
AUAAAUGCAGACUUGGUUCUUUAAAGAAAUUAAAACAUCUACAGAGCUUUUAGUUAGUUUAAAUAAAACUGAUCCAUCAAAGUGUUGAAAGCUUUUACAAGCAGGAGUGGUUUAGAAGGAGGCCUUUAUAAUGCAGUAAAAGCGCUGCCCUCUGCUGGUGAUAAAGCAGAAAAGCACUAAAUAAAAACGGCAAAUAUCCUCUGAUUGGAGAACAGGUCUGUGUGCGACUGCUUUAGUGCUUCAUCAGCCUCAUGAACUGAGUCGUGGUCAAAGCGCAGCUUAUGUUCUUCAUGUCUGCGUCUGUUCACUGACUUUAAUCAUCAUAUAGGAACAGGAGGUCACGCUGCUUUAGUUAUUAUUCAGCUUUCAUUGACUUAAUGUCCAUUGAUGGUACGUGUGUGUGUGUGUGUCCAGAACAUGUUGAUCCUGGUUUGGAGUGUUUUCGUGCAUCCAGUCUGUUUUUAAACAUCAAAGACAUUAGUUUUGUGUUGCCGUCAGCUAUAGAGUGGUUGCUUAGCGACUGCACCGCAACAUUCUAAAAGCCAUUGAAAACCCGUUACAUUGUAUCGGUGAGUUCUGCACGUGCUGCAAACCCACUCAGAAGAUCUUCAGGAGAUGUUGGAACACCGAUGAAACAUUUGUAGUAACUGAUGAUUAUGAAGUCAGAGUUUGUGACUCUGCAGCAGAUGAUGUUCAUGUUGAACAGGCUUUCUGUCUGGCCUCCGCUUGCAUCCCAGGACGACUCCUAAAGGAGCUUAUGCUGUAAUAUCCUGAUGAAAAGGGUUUGUUCUAAGCUUUCACUACAUGACUACAUCAUCACAACUGGGAUGUAGUUUUUUUCUGGUUCAUUUCGACCACUUUUCUGCUCAGAAUGGCUUUCCCUUGGAACGAGAUGGAGCUUCUCACUGCUGCACGUUUGACACUGUGAACUGGGAGCAUUUUUUAUCAGAAUCGUGGUCAUGAUCCCGACUAAGAUGUUGGUGUACAGGAGCCCUGACGGGGCCACGCGCACCGAGGCCCUCCCGAACACACGCAGACGCAAGAAGUCCUGCGGCGAGCUCUUUCACAACGGCUACCGUGUGAAGAUGCUCCACGCGCCGGUCUGUGAGAGACACGAGCGUGACGACUGUCACCACACGCUGUCCUCCUGUCUCCAUGCCGUCUCGUACUGGGGACUGAGGUUCUUAAGAGCCUUGAGGCUGAUCCAGUUUUCAGAAAUAUUACAGUUUUUAAACAUCUUAAAAACAAGCAACUCCAUAAAGUUGGUGAAUCUGUGCUCAAUCUUUAUAAGCACAUGGCUGACGGCUGCGGGCUUCAUACAUUUGGUGGAAAACUCAGGGGAUCCUUGGGAAAACUUCCAGAAUUCCCAACCGCUUUCCUACUGGGAGUGUGUGUACUUACUCAUGGUAACCAUGUCCACAGUGGGAUAUGGAGAUGUGUGUGCUAAAACAACCCUCGGACGCCUUUUCAUGGUCUUCUUCAUUCUCGGAGGAUUGGCCAUGUUUGCCAGCUACGUUCCUGAAAUCAUAGAGUUAAUAGGAAACCGCAAGAAAUAUGGUGGUUCCUAUAGCGCAGUGAAUGGGAGAAAGCAUAUAGUCGUCUGCGGUCACAUCACACUGGAGAGCGUCUCCAACUUCCUCAAAGACUUCCUACACAAGGACAGGGAUGAUGUCAAUGUAGAAAUCGUUUUUCUCCAUAAUAUUUCCCCUAAUCUUGAGCUGGAAGCCUUAUUCAAGAGACACUUCACACAGGUGGAGUUUUACCAGGGAUCUGUCCUCAACCCUCACGAUCUCGCUCGAGUUAAGAUUGAGUCGGCCGAUGCCUGUCUUAUCUUAGCCAAUAAAUACUGUGCAGAUCCUGACGCUGAAGAUGCAUCCAAUAUCAUGAGGGUGAUAUCCAUUAAAAACUAUCAUCCGAAGAUCCGAAUCAUCACACAGAUGCUGCAGUACCACAAUAAGGCUCAUCUUCUGAACAUCCCGAGCUGGAACUGGAAGGAAGGCGAUGACGCCAUCUGUCUCGCCGAGCUAAAGCUGGGCUUCAUCGCUCAGAGCUGUCUGGCACAGGGUCUGUCCACCAUGCUGGCCAACCUCUUCUCCAUGAGGUCCUACAUCAAGAUUGAAGAAGACACAUGGCAGAAGUAUUAUUUAGAGGGAGUAUCCAAUGAAAUGUACACGGAGUAUCUGUCCAGUGCUUUCGUGGGGCUGUCCUUCCCCGCUGUUUGUGAGCUCUGCUACGUGAAGCUGAAACUGCUGCUGAUCGCGAUUGAAUAUAAAUCAGACCAAAGAGAGAGCAGGGGUGGAAAAUGCACGCUAAUUAACCCAGGCAAUCAUGUGAAGAUGCAGGAAGGAACGCUGGGCUUCUUCAUCGCCAGUGAUGCCAAAGAGGUGAAGAGGGCACUUUUCUACUGUAAAGCUUGUCAUGAUGACAUUACAGACCCAAAACGGAUCAAAAAGUGUGGAUGCAAACGGACCAAGAAGUCUGCCUACAAGAGAAUGCGUCUGGCAUGUUGUGUAGCUUGCGGUGGGGCAGAACAUGGCUGCUCGUGCAUGUCAGACAGUGUGGCUAGUAACAUGGAGGUUCUGCAACGUGGCUUCCCCUUCUCUCCCGUGUCUCUGUAUGAUAACACGACCACUUUACGCUCGUCUAAAAGUAACUAUAAUGGAUACAUCAAAUCAAUAAAUGAUGAGAUCAAUCCAACAUUCCUGCCCCAGAAUCCCAAACCCAGCCUAAUGCGAGUUCAGUGUGCAGUGAGAGCGCCUCCUGCUGUCCCGGGUGUCCGUGUGUCAGUGCCUUUAGUAAAUAACCGUAAAGACAGUCUACUGUCUCCGGCUGCCUUAUACCUGCACAGACUGAGUCUGGCCAGCUCCAGAGAGCUGUAUCAGAGCAGCAGCGCUGAUGCCACCCGCCUGCAUCGAGCCUGUAGUCUGCCUGUUAGAUACAGAUAUCAUUCCAGCCACGGCUCCAGCUCCACCAUCGGCUCGCACACGCUCUUAGUGGAGGAGGAGCAGCAGUCGGCUCUGUCGCCCAAGAAAAAACAGCGUAACGGAGGGAUGAGAACGUCGCCCACAUGCUCGCCCAAAGUCAUCAGGCACGACCCGUUGUUGGUCCCAGGUCACGAUCAAAUGGAAACAAUGGAUGAGAACAUAAAGAGAUAUGAUUCGACAGGAAUGUUUCACUGGUGCCCAUCAAAAGACAUAGAGAAGGUCAUGCUGACUCGCAGCGAGGCGGCCAUGACGGUUCUGAGCGGUCACGUGGUGGUGUGUAUUUUUGGCGAUGUGAAGUCGGCUCUGAUUGGUCUGCGUAACCUGGUGAUGCCUCUGAGAGCCAGUAACUUCCACUAUCACGAGCUGAAGCCCAUCGUGUUCGUGGGCUCUCUGGAGUAUCUGAAGAGAGAGUGGGAGACGCUACACAACUUCCCCAAAAUCUCCAUCUUACCCGGGACUCCACUGAGUCGGGCCGAUCUGAGAGCCGUCAACAUCAACCUGUGUGACAUGUGCGUCAUCCUCUCGGCCAAUCAGAACAACAUCGACGACGCCUCUCUGCAGGAUAAGGAGUGUAUUCUGGCGUCCCUCAACAUCAAGUCCAUGCAGUUUGAUGACAGUAUUGGACUCCUGCAGGCCAACUCUCAAGGUUUCACUCCUCCAGGAAUGGAUCGCUCGUCUCCAGAGAACAGUCCCGUACACGGAUUGGUGCGGCAGAUGUCCAUAACCACCGGAGCUAACAUUCCCAUCAUCACAGAGCUCGCUAAAACAGACAAGGUGCUGCCCCUGGUUUCUCUGAGCCAGGACAAGAGCAGCGGGAACAACAUCCCGAUGAUAACGGAGCUGGUGAACGACUCAAACGUCCAGUUUCUGGACCAGGAUGAUGACGAUGACCCCGACACGGAGCUGUACCUCACGCAGCCGUUCGCCUGUGGGACAGCGUUCGCCGUCAGUGUGCUGGAUUCAUUAAUGAGUGCCACGUACUUCAAUGACAAUAUUCUGACCCUGAUCCGGACACUGGUGACCGGUGGAGCGACGCCGGAGCUGGAGGGUCUGCUGGCGGAGGAGAACGCACUGCGUGGAGGAUACAGCACACCGCAGACACUGGCCAACAGAGACCGAUGCCGCGUCGCACAGCUGGCGCUUUACGACGGACCCUUCGCUGAUCUCGGGGAUGGGGGAUGUUAUGGUGAUUUGUUCUGUAAAGCGUUGAAGACGUACAACAUGUUGUGUUUUGGGAUCUACCGAUUAAGAGACGCACAUCUGGGAGCACCCAGCCAGUGCAACAAACGAUACGUGAUCACGAAUCCUCCGUACGUCUUCGAGCUGGUGCCUACAGAUCUGAUCUUCUGCCUGAUGCAGUUCGACCACAACGCCGGCCAGACGCGCUCCAACCUGUCGUCUCACUCCACCUACUGCCCGAGCAAGAAGAGCCCGUCCACCCUCUCCAUCCCCUCAUCCGCCCGGCCGGGACGCAGCCGGAGCCGAGACCCGCGCGACAAACAGAAUGUGCCCAGGACGAAUAGAGCAGUUUCAGAUAAAAACUGGUACACAGAUGAACCCGAGAACUGCUUCCCAAGAAACACGCAAAGCAAACACACCAACACACACGCAGCCAAUCAGAUCAAUCAGUACAAAUCCACCAGCAGCAUCAUCCAGCCAAUCAGAGAAGUGGAGGAGGAGCCUUGAGAUGACAUCAUCCACACACAGACUGAAUCCUCACUGGAAAUCAAUCAGAGAUGGAGCUCAGUGGUUCUCAACUGGUUUUGCUGCUGAAGAUCAAAUGGUGAACCAACACUGUUUAUCAUAAAGAUGAAAUUCUGAUGGUUUCAUGAUUCUCGCAGCCAAUAAUUUGCACAAAACUUAUUUUUGCUGCCAUUUAACCCGUUUUGAAUGUCUUGGAUGUACACGAAAACAUUUCCACUUCAACCUGAAGACUUAAAAUCAGUUGCCUUAAUCUCAUCUAACCUCCAAAAUGAAAUUUAAGUGAAAUUAGAUCUAUGAGCCAUUGCAGGAUAAUAAAAAAAAUCUGAAAUUUAAAGUUUAUUCAAGUAAAAUGAAUUGACUUUGUUUGAAAACUUUUCAGAGUAAUAUUAAUGUUGUUUUAUUAGAAGUUUUUGAGCAAUCGUUAGUUACAAAGUCAAAAUAAUUUAAAUUACAUUUAUUUCAGUGACGUUAAUACUGGAAAUUCUCAGAUAAUAUAUUCUUAUAAAUUCUAUACAAUUAUAUAUUCAGAUGA